Acomys russatus (golden spiny mouse) is the source of this 1808-nucleotide messenger RNA. Its product is annotated as formyl peptide receptor 2-like. Bases 7 to 1062 code for a protein of 351 amino acids. The record is from RefSeq and is a predicted model, not a curated record. Gene Ontology annotation, biological process: phospholipase C-activating G protein-coupled receptor signaling pathway; inflammatory response; positive regulation of cytosolic calcium ion concentration. The transcript has a single exon. Lineage: Eukaryota; Metazoa; Chordata; Mammalia; Rodentia; Muridae. Gene Ontology annotation, molecular function: complement receptor activity; N-formyl peptide receptor activity. Gene Ontology annotation, cellular component: plasma membrane.
GACAAAAUGGAAGCAAACUCCUCCAUCCCUCCGAGUGUAUCAGAACUUGUGGUCUAUGAGUCUACCACCUCCCGAGUUCUAUGGAUCCUCUCUAUGGUGGUCAUUUCCAUUACUUUUUUCAUUGGUGUGCUGGGCAAUGGGCUUGUGAUCUGGGUAGCAGGAUUCCGAAUGGCACACACUGUCACCACUAUUUUUUAUCUGAACCUGGCUUUGGCUGACUUCUCUUUUACGGCUACUCUACCAUUCCUCGUCGUCUCAAUGGCCAUGAAAGAAAAAUGGCCCUUUGGCUGGUUCCUGUGCAAAUUAGUUCACAUUGUGGUAGACAUAAACCUAUUUGGAAGUGUCUUUCUGAUAGCUCUCAUUGCCUUGGACCGUUGUAUUUGUGUUCUGCAUCCAGUCUGGGCUCAGAACCACCGUACCGUGGGACUGGCUAAGAAGAUGGUUUCUGGACCCUGGAUUUUUGCUCUGGUGCUUACUUUGCCCCUUUUCAUCUUCUUGACUACAGUUAAAGAUCCAAGAGGGGAUGUGUACUGUACAUUCAACUUCGUAUCCUGGGGUAACACUGUUGAGGAGCGGUUAAACACAGCGAUCACCAUGCUAACAGCUAGAGGGAUCAUUCGGUUUGUUGUUGGCUUCAGCAUGCCCAUGUCCAUUGUUGCCAUCUGCUAUGGACUCAUUGCUGCCAAGAUUCACAGAAGAGCCCUUGGUAACUCCAGUCGUCCUUUACGUGUCCUUACUGCAGUUGUGGCUUCCUUCUUUAUCUGUUGGUUCCCCUUUCAACUGGUGGCCCUUUUAGGCACAGUCUGGCUCAAAGAGACACUGUUUAGUGGUGGGCAUAAAAUUCUUGAUAUGUUGGUUAACCCAACGAGCGCAUUAGCCUUCUUCAACAGCUGUCUCAAUCCAAUGCUCUAUGUUUUCAUGGGCCAGGACUUUAGACAGAGACUGAUCCAUUCCUUGCCCUCUAGCCUGGAAAGAGCCUUGAGUGAGGACUCUGCCCAGAUAAGUAAUACAGGCACCAAUUCUGCUUCAUCUCCGGAAGACAUUGAGACAAAGGCGAUAUGAGUAGAGGACUUCAGAAUGCUUUUCGUCCCACUACAGUCCUACUCCAUUUUUAUCUUACCUUAUAUUGUUUCCUAAAGCAUUGUUAACCUGGAAAAAUCUUCUCUGUCCCCUGAAUUUGGGAAAAGAAAUAAAAAUCAGAGUAAAUAUUGCUGUCCUUUUGAAGCUUUUUCAACUAAACCUAUAGCCUGAAAUAAGACUAAGGUGGUAAAAAAUUAUAAGAGAGAAAAAGAAGAAUAUAUAUUUACAAGAAUGAAAUAAGAUAGAAGAUAUUAAAAACCAAAAUUCUAUUUCAGGAGCUGGAGAGAUGGCUCAGUGGCAAAGAUAAACUUGUGCUUCAGCAGAGAGCCUGGUUUUAGUUUCAGGUACCCAUACCACUGAACUUAUAGAUGCUAAUAAUGCCAUCUCUAAGGCAUUCAAUGAUGCCAGCCUCUGUAAGCAUUUACAUUCACGUGCACAAGCCUCUAUACAAACCAAACAAAAACCUCAAAUAAUUAAAAAUAAAAUAAAACAUUAAAAAUAAUUUUAUCACUAACAAGUAAAAAUUUUCUGGGCAUGUAUGUGAUCUCAGCAUUUGAGAGGCAGAAACAGGAGAGACUAAUUCAAGACCAGUCCCCAAAACAAAGUUAUGUGGUUUGCAGGGAAAGAGAUGCAGCUACAGAUAAUCACAUUGUAUGAAUUAAAUCAGGCACAGAAAGACAGAUAUUGUAUGUUAUCUCUUAUUUGUGGUAUUUAAAUUUUAUAUAGAA